This is a messenger RNA of Protopolystoma xenopodis, 417 nucleotides long. The record is from the annotation of a GenBank genome assembly. Lineage: Eukaryota; Metazoa; Platyhelminthes; Monogenea; Polystomatidea; Polystomatidae.
AUGAAUAUACGGGCUGCAAAUACCGUGUGGCCUGUUGGCUGCAUUCGUGAGCAUUUAUUGGUAGAUGCUUCGUCGCAAAUGAUUCAAAUAGCUGAGUUUCUACUAAGCAAGCCUGAAGGAUAUCGGGCCAAUGCCUUUGAGCCAUUGUUCCCCGGCCUAUAUUGCCGUCACUACUUUCCUCGUGGCCCGGAUAAGUAUGACCUCGUAAUCUCCGCUUAUGCGCUUAUCGAGCAGCCUGACAAAAGCUAUCGCAAGAAGCUUAUCUCUGAUCUUUGGGAAAAGACGGCUACUUUCCUUGUUAUAAUGGAACAAGGUACAAAAGCCGGUUUUUCUGCUAUUUUGGAAGCCAGGGAUGUCCUUGUAAGCUUACUAAUUUUUGCGAUAUUUAAUUAUGCUAUCAUAUAUUUAUGGAACUAG